This is a messenger RNA of Wyeomyia smithii (pitcher-plant mosquito), 1643 nucleotides long. It is a transcript of the gene alien, whose product is annotated as COP9 signalosome complex subunit 2. Gene Ontology annotation, cellular component: COP9 signalosome. Lineage: Eukaryota; Metazoa; Arthropoda; Insecta; Diptera; Culicidae. Bases 98 to 1432 code for a protein of 444 amino acids. Gene Ontology annotation, biological process: protein deneddylation. The record is from RefSeq and is a predicted model, not a curated record. The transcript has 6 exons.
ACCGUUCUGUGUAGUUGUCAAAAAGCAUAAACAUCACGCGAAUUUAAUUUUCACUGUCAGAGGCACUCACCGAAGCUUGCGGAUUAGGCUCGUCACCAUGUCCGACAUCGACGACGAUUUUAUGUGUGAAGACGAGGAGGACUACGGUUUAGAAUAUUCCGAGGACAGUAAUUCCGAACCGGACGUGGAUUUGGAAAAUCAGUACUAUAAUAGUAAGGCGCUGAAAGAGGAAGCCCCGCUGGAAGCACUGAAAUCUUUCCAAAAAGUGCUGGAUCUGGAAAAUGGGGAAAAAGGAGAAUGGGGAUUCAAGGCUUUGAAGCAAAUGAUAAAAAUUAAUUUUAAAUUACAAAAUUACCAGGAAAUGAUGACUCGGUAUAAACAAUUGCUUACUUACAUUAAAAGUGCGGUUACCAGGAACCACUCAGAGAAAUCUAUCAACUCUAUUUUAGAUUACAUUUCAACUUCGAAAAACAUGGAGUUACUGCAAAACUUUUAUGAAACAACUCUGGAAGCCUUGAAAGACGCAAAAAAUGACAGGUUGUGGUUUAAGACCAAUACCAAAUUGGGCAAACUAUACUUCGACCGUAACGACUUUGGUAAGCUUCAAAAGAUUCUGAAGCAGCUGCACCAAUCCUGCCAGACAGAUGAUGGCGAAGAUGAUCUAAAGAAAGGUACUCAACUGCUGGAAAUCUACGCCCUUGAGAUCCAAAUGUACACAGUUCAGAAGAACAACAAGAAACUAAAAGCUCUCUACGAGCAGUCAUUGCACAUUAAGUCGGCGAUUCCACAUCCCCUGAUAAUGGGUGUGAUUCGGGAGUGUGGCGGUAAAAUGCACCUUCGAGAGGGUGAAUUCGAAAAGGCCCAUACGGAUUUCUUCGAGGCGUUCAAAAAUUACGACGAAUCGGGUUCGUCGCGACGCACAACCUGCCUGAAGUACUUGGUACUGGCCAACAUGCUGAUGAAGUCUGGCAUUAAUCCCUUCGACUCGCAGGAAGCCAAACCGUACAAAAAUGACCCGGAGAUUCUGGCGAUGACGAAUCUGGUUGUGAGUUAUCAAAACAAUGACAUCAUGGAGUUCGAGUCGAUCCUGCGCAACAAUCGCAACAACAUAAUGGCCGAUCCGUUCAUUCGGGAGCACAUCGAAGACUUGCUACGAAACAUCCGAACUCAGGUCCUGAUCAAGCUGAUUCGUCCGUACACCAAAAUCACGAUCCCGUUCAUUUCCAACGAGCUAAACAUUGAGCCGGUGGAAGUCGAGAGUUUGCUGGUUUCCUGUAUUCUGGACAACACUAUCCAAGGUCGCAUCGAUCAGGUGAACCAGGUGCUAGAGCUGAACAAGGAAGCACGCUGUGGAGCUCGUGACAGCGCUAUUGAGAAGUGGUCCAACCAGAUCAAUUCGGUUCAAACGGCCAUCAUUAACAAGAUGGCGUAAGGUAAGUCUGUUGGGUCGCGUCUGUUUGUCUGUGAACGUUCGAAAUUGAAACCAACCAGGCGGGGUGACGUUCCUUCUCUAUACAGCCACAACUAGAGGCGCAGAAAGCUGACUAUCCGCGCAACAAGCAUGAAUCCCCAGGAAGUACGAGAUUUUUUUCGAAGCUUAGCGAUAGAAAAAUACAGGCAAUCGUUCGUUAUUAUCUAUUAUA